UUCAUCUUCACUUCUUCAUCUUCACUCUUCAGUAAUACCAGCACCAUCAACUAGGGUUACUCCUCUUGUCCCAUGUUCCCUGUGCCUAUGCCUCAGCUUAUCUUCCUUUAGUUUUAAAUUCAGAUUUUACUCAAGAUAGGAAAGCUUUCAAAAUAAUAUGAUCUUUUAGAAUUUCCGUAUCCAAAACUCGAAUCAAUAUAAAUCUUCAGAAUGGGAAUAUCACACAGUACCAACAACAGUCGUGGUAGUGCAAUGAAGACAACCUCAAAUCGUCUGCAGGUUAAGGCAACGGAACUCGAGCUUUCUCCAACAGACAUGUUGACAAAAGCUCUUAUGCAAAAAACAUCUGACGAGGAAGGACUACCCAGUGGUAUUUCAAGCGGUACGUUCAAUAAGUACCUUUUUCCACACUAUCCGGAGUUAGGAGUCAAACUUUUCAAUUACAUUGCUGGAAAACCAAAUUCAAAAAUUACUACCUGUAGCAAUUUCAAAAGGGAAAUAGAAAAAUUUCUUUCAAUCCUAUCUGAUGAUCAACAGAGACAAAUCUAUCUAGCGAUGUUUGGUGAUAAUCAAAGCAUAUCGAACGAGCAGUUCCGCAAUUUAUUAUUAGUAAUUUACAAAAUAGCCAUGUAUCACUAUCCUGAAGGACCGCAAUCCUGCAGGCAACUCUUCAGAACCGUUCAAGCUGUUGUGGAAGGAGCUUACCAUAGGAAAGAUGAACUUUCCAUCGGAUACAUGAAAACUUGGACAGAACGUAAUACUCCUAGACUGAUCAAUGUUCUUCAUCGCUACGUCGUUCAUAUUCUCGGUACAUCACACGUACACUUCAGAGACAACUUCUCGUGUCCUAGAGCAAGGUCUCUUCCUAGUCUUGAGCUGGAACUUUCCACGCCAGUCCUGGAAAAGGACUGUAGUCAUUUUUGGGAGUCGUCCGCACAUCCGUUAUUACCAGUGUCGCAAGUGUGGAUUCUUGCCUCAACUUUACCAACUUUGUUCACGAAACCAUCACACGAACUCAAUCAAACACACUCGGCCAGUCUAUUGCAAGCUACCAACCACAUUGCAAAGUUUCUGGACUUGAACUACCCCAGUCAUUGGACUCUGCUAUAUAAUAGCAACCAACACGGACUUGGUCCCAACAGGUUUCUGCACCAUGUGAUGAACUACAAAGGACCCACGUUGACUUUCCUUCGUGCCGAACAAGACCUGGAAUUCUGCAUAGGCUCCACACAUGAGUGGCACGAGACACAGUAUUAUUGGGGUGGAGAGGAGUGUACCAUCAUCCAGAUUCUUCCCAAUUACCAUGUGCUUGAACGUGGAGCAAAGUCAAUGUACCUCAACUUUACCAUCCGUGGUUAUCCCCAUGGGAUCAAAGCUGGAAAAGAUCCGAGAGCUCCAAUACUUAGUAUUGAUGAAUCUUUCGUCCUUAUUCACUUCUGCAAAGUUCCUUACAAGCUGCUAAGUAUCGAAGUUUGGGGCUGCGGCACUCCCAAAGAAAGGGAAGUUCAGCUGGACAUCCGUAAAUGGCAGGUGAAAGAAGCAGAGAAACAACGAGUUGUGAAGGUGAAGUCAUGUGACUGGGGCAACCACCCUGACAGAUACCUCCUCGAACUUGCGCGAACUCCGUCUUCAAACUUCGGUUAACAAGCAGCUAGUUCAAUUCCCCUUUUCCUCACAAACACCUGCCUCAUUUUUGACUAGUUAGCUAGUUUUAUUUCAGAAAAGUAACCUCCAAAUAUAACUCACAUUACCACUACGAUAAGUUGAAACCCUUCCAAUUAUUAUUUUUCUCUACUGUAGUACUUAACAAAAAUGUUUCUAGUUCUUCCGGAAUAUUCUCUCUCCUCAAACAGUAUAUAGAAUGACUUUGGAUGGAAUGAAUUUUGCAUCUGUUGACGUGACAAAGUUUGGACAAUAAUGUCCUCUCUAGCACUAAAGCACUUGAGCCAAUUUUAUUACAAAUACCGAAGUUUAAGCCAAUUAUUCUGGGUGCUGUAAGAAGUACUGGUUUUUAAAUGAAUGCAGUAUUAAAAGGACUUGGACAGCUGAGCAGACAUUAUGUGGCUGACACUGUCACCAACAAUGGUCUGUUUCACUUCACUUCACGUUCACUUCAGUAGUUGACUAGAAUUUUCAUUUUCUUGAGAAGUGAAAAAAUACAAAUACGGUACUUUUUAUUUGCUUCUAAUUUGCUUCUUUUGAGCGAAUUUUCUAUCUACUGAAAAGAGCAACUAACUACUGUUAUUUAUACUCAUAUAACUUUGUAACAAACUAAUUUCGUACACAGAAAAUAAAGUGUUGAAUAAUUAUUGUUCUCUUCUAGGAAUUAAUUGAAUAAGCAUUUUUAAAUUCCAUGUCAUGAAAUGAGACAAAUGAACGUUUGUUGAUACAUGAGUUGCAAUGCCUAAAACUAAUGAAGCUAAGCUGAACCAGUGAGGAAGGAAAAUUGCCAAAUGUGACUCCUUUGUCUAUUUACUUUACCCAUCUUUGAGCCUCAUGCUGUUGAAAGGGUGUCUGCAAAAUUUGUUACUCAUUUCCCCUAGGGAUGAACAACAUUGAAUUAUUUUGGUGCUAAAAAUAUGAAUUGAGGGAUCAAUAUUAAUGGAUUAAAUUAAAUCAUUUCAAAGUGUAUAUUUGUUUCAAAAAUAAUUUAACAAGUUCUGAUCGGAGCAGAUGUGCAGACAUUCUAGACUGCAAAACUAGAUUUUUAUCAUGUCUGAGAUAGUGAUUUAUAAUAAUAUUUAAAUGUUCAUGAUGAACCAAAAUUCGAAUCUAAUCUGUGUUCAAAAAUAAUGAAUAAAAUUGCGUUUCUUAUUCUAAUUUCUACACCAAACCACGCUCUACUGGUAGAAUUAUUAGGCAGUUGAAUUGUUUUUAGUUCUUAUUGGUGAUGUUAUCAUCCAAUUAUCUAUCCAAGUUUCGAAGGGGAGAGAAUUUCUAUGGAAGGUAGAUCCAUUACGGUUUUUUGCCAUCUUUAAAGUACAUUAUUAAUAUACGAUUAGUUAGUUUACGGCCAAUUUUCAAACGAAUGGCUAUCACAGCUUGUUAAAUACAUGCAACUUAUUGGAGACUGGGUAGGCUUCCCUCAUACGCAAUAAAUUAUAUAAAUAAAAUUACAAUAAUAAUAUGUUCCUACUAGCAGAAAAUAAUUUACAAGAAUUUUAAAAGAAUAUGUAACCUGGCUGCUGGCUCUCAGCUUUAGUGCUGACUUUCCUUUUCAAUAUUUGAUGCAUUUAAUAAAUUUGUGUAUUAACAGAAACAUACAACGUAUUGCAAUUGAGUUGAAGUACGUUUAUAUUUAUAUGUACCUACUACAAAUUCAAAUGCAAAUUUUUAUGAAUUCUUUAUUUCAUAAUACAGUUACACUAAAAUCUCUGUAUGAAUGAAAUACUUUUCACACUUUUGUAAAAGUAGGUACUUGUUUGUUUGUUUAGUGUAUUUUGGCACUACCCGCGAACACGAAAUUUUUGUUCCAUUUUUUUCAUAUUUUCUAUAUUGUCAUAAAAGGCAUUAAUAAUUUAUUUUCCAAAGUUGUGAUCUCCAUGUUCUUUCUAAGAUUGUAUUAUAAAAUUAUGUGAUGAUAGAUUAAAUUAGUAACUUGUACCUUUGAAAAUAUUAGGUUCUCUUGAAAAAGUACUUAUUUAAAAAUUUAAAUCGGCAUUAUUUCUAAGAUAGUAAUAACUUGAUAAAAUGCAAAGUUUCUGUAAAGAUUCAACUCAACUUACUUAGUGUAAGGUAAUAGUUAACAUAGUGUAAAGUAGACUUGAAAAUAUGGUGCCAUUAAAUAACAGAGUAUUACAAGAAUAAUUUAUUGUAUUACUUGUAAUGUGGAAUGUUAGCUGUUUCAAAAUAGUUUGAAAAUAAUGUUCUGGAAUUGUUACUCUUGGAUAUGUCGUUUUCAAGAUGUUUAACAUUAAUCAAAAAUAAUUUCUGAUCAUUUUAUUUUACACGAUUCACCUUUAUUUGUCUGGAUCACUAGGUCACAAUGCUUAACAGCAAAAAUAAUUAAGUAAUAAUUUUCAAUAUUUAUGAAGUAUUUUUUCAAAUAUCUAUGAAAUCGUCUCUUUGAAUUAGCUGAUAAAAAUGUGUUAUCCAUUUUUAAAACUGAAUUUUUCUUGAGAAAUUUCAAAUUUUCAGGUUUUAAACAUUGUAUUUCUAUUUUUAGUCAUUUUGACAAAAUUUUUAACUAUCAAGUUGUGUUUUCAAAGUAACAACUACAUUUUUCAACUACGGCAUUUUCUAAAUUUUACAAAAAAUUAAGUGUACCGUACUUCGGAGUAUUGACGUUUUGUUGUCGCUUUCAAAUAUUUGUCCCGCUUCAUUGAUAAAGUUUGCAAUGAACGCAUCCAUCGAAAUAUAUCUCAUCUACUUUAGUAUCAGCUUUGAUAAGAAAAUUUCAUCAUUAUUAUUAUCAUCAUCAUCAUCAUGUUCUUAUUUGAAAUUUAAAAAUGAAUUUAAAUUUUCACCUAUGCCCACCUUGUAAUAGCUUUCAAAAUGUGGUUCAACUUCCCUAUUGAUGCCUGAAAAAUUUACUCUUUAAAGUAUUAAUUUAUGUAAACAUCACAAAUGCCGCUAUUGUUUAAACAGAAAUCAGUUAAUGUACUUUAUUAUUAUUGUACUUACCAAGUCUUAGAAUUAUUAGCUUCACUGAAAAAUGCUAAUUUUUUAGUUUGAUGUCCAUGAAUUUUUCGGUAGCAAACUGUAUUUUUCUAUGAUAUUUCUCAAUGUAAGUUUGUCUGAACUACUUGAUAUUGUAAUUAGAACCAAUAUUUAAAUGUUAUUGCUGAAAACUGAGUACACAACUAAGUUUAACCUUAUAAUAAAUCUACUUAUUAGUAAAUGAAGAUAGAUAAUAGAACGUCCUUUUUUGAGGUGAUGAUAUUUGAAGGAUUGCAUUUCUACAAACAAUCCACGAUGAUAAAAUAAAAUGUUGGAGUAUAAUGAUAUUAAAGUAUUUUAGAAUUAGUUUGAAUUUGAAAGUGAUGAAUCCAAGAGCUCAGAAUCGAAUGCCGCUUGUUGCGAUGCAUUUGAUUUUCUCGAGGUAUUAUAACAUUUUCAAUUUAAUAUUUUGUACCUGAGUCUAAGGGUUAAAUUCAUUCUACUUAUAUUCCAAGUAUUGAAAGCAAUAAAUAAUUAAUUAGCUGGUGAUCUGUGAUUCGAGCUCAUAUAUUGUAAUAUUGUUUUCCUACCAAUAGAUUCACAUUAGGUGUAAACAUUUAAUUCACUACUAAUUCUGGGAAAUAUUAGCUAUAAUAGAGAGAUAAAUAUAUAAAUGAUAUGUAUCGCAGAGAUAUUAUGUUUUUCAACUGUCUUACAUGUAGCGUUCUUCCAUCAAGUAGAAAAUCAAUUAUUGAUAACAAAUCAUUAUAGCAAAAAUAAUUGUAGAAUCAUUCCUCAUUGUAUUUUUAUGUUAAUAGAAAAUGAGUUUUCAUAACACGUUCACACAUCACAAAGAAAGUUAUGACUCAACGUUUCUUCAUGUAUCCUACUUUCUUUUUCUAUAAUAAUUGCAUAUUUUUCUCUAACAUAUAUCAACUUGUUGAACGAAUUUUUAUGAUUUCUUUUCUGGAGUAUAUUUGAUAGCUAAGUUUAUGUGAAUUUGUGAACAUAGAAUAACGCCGAAUAACAUUUGAAAGAGAUGAUCUAAGUUGGUGAUAAUUCAGUGGUAUGAUAUUGAUGAGAAAAUACGAUUAAUGAAAAAACGUUGGAACAUGACUUGAGGUUUCACUGGUUCAGUUAUGACUUGUUUUAUUCAGUUUAUUGCAAACGAAUUUGCGUUACAUUUGCAAUUCCAAGUACGUUGAAAGUUUAUAAAAUACGAUUGAAACUUAGCAAAUGUUGUUUAAUAAUGUUAAGGUCAAAAUACUUUGUGAUACGUCUUUGAAGGGAAUUUCAAUUGGUUAGUUUAUAUGUUGAAUGAAUUCCGUUGGAGGAAUUGUGGAGAAUGUUGUUCCAUCAGUAUUCAUUAUCUAGAUAUGACAAUAAGAAUCCCCUCAUCGACCAUUGUAAGAAAUUAGAGAAGACUUGAUUAGAAAAAUGUUGAAUUCAGAAUAUGUAUUUUAUUUAAUAAAAAUAUUAAGUAUUUUUAAAA
This is a messenger RNA of Nilaparvata lugens (brown planthopper), 6091 nucleotides long. RefSeq lists its product as uncharacterized. The record is from RefSeq and is a predicted model, not a curated record. NCBI's taxonomy places the organism in Eukaryota, Metazoa, Arthropoda, Insecta, Hemiptera, Delphacidae. The transcript has 10 exons. The coding region runs from base 211 to 1644 and encodes 477 amino acids.